Hansenula anomala is the source of this 573-nucleotide messenger RNA. It is a transcript of the gene BET3, whose product is annotated as TRAPP complex core subunit BET3. Gene Ontology annotation, biological process: intra-Golgi vesicle-mediated transport; endoplasmic reticulum to Golgi vesicle-mediated transport. The transcript has 2 exons. NCBI's taxonomy places the organism in Eukaryota, Fungi, Ascomycota, Saccharomycetes, Phaffomycetales, Wickerhamomycetaceae. Gene Ontology annotation, cellular component: cis-Golgi network membrane; TRAPP complex; cytosol. Bases 1 to 573 code for a protein of 190 amino acids. The record is from RefSeq and is a predicted model, not a curated record.
AUGAGUAAAUCAAUCAGAGUAGCAAGUGAUGAUAUAUGGAAGAAUAGAGUGGAUAAAGUGAACUCUGAACUUUUCACAUUGACAUAUGGUUCAGUUGUUGCUCAAUUGGUGCGUGAUUUCAAAAGUGAUUAUAACAAAGUAAACCAACAAUUGGAAAAGAUGGGAUAUAAUAUAGGUAUAAGACUCAUAGAGGAUUUUUUGAGUAAGACAGGAACAGGACGUUGUGUGUCAUUUAAAGAAACUGCUGAAGUUAUCUCCAAGAUUGGUUUCAAAAUAUUCCUAAAUAUCACACCAGCAGUAACGAAUUGGUCAAGUGACGGUAAAACAUUCAGUUUGAUAUUGGAUGAGAACCCACUGGCUGAAUUUGUUGAAUUGCCCGAUGAUGGGAAGGCAGUAAAAGAAUUGUGGUAUUCAAAUGUAUUAGUUGGUGUUUUGAAAGGUGCUUUAGAAAUGGUCCAACUGGAAGUUGAAGCUCACUUUGUUAGUGACGUGUUACGUGGUGAUUCAAGUACUGAAUUAAGAUUGAAAUUAAUCAAGAUACUUAAGGAUGAAAUUCCAGCAGGUGAAGAUUGA